Molecule: messenger RNA, 402 nt
Organism: Aphanomyces astaci
Lineage: Eukaryota; Oomycota; Saprolegniomycetes; Saprolegniales; Verrucalvaceae
Exons: 1
Coding region: 10-369 (119 amino acids)
Biological process (GO): transcription by RNA polymerase II
Cellular component (GO): RNA polymerase II, core complex
Molecular function (GO): DNA binding; protein dimerization activity
Source: RefSeq, a predicted model, not a curated record
UUUGCUAUCAUGAAUGCCCCACCCCGCAGCGAUGCAUAUCUUGUCCCCGAAGGAGCUGCAAAGGUCGUGUACGAGAAGGAUACGCGCAUCAGUAACGCUGGCCAGUUCACCAUCUUGCGGGAAGACCACACGGUGGCGAACCUCAUUCGCAUGCAGCUGCUGCGCGACAAGAACGUGACGUUUGCAGGUUACCAGCACCCGCAUCCCCUCGUGAACGACGUCAAGGUCCGUAUUCAGACCAACAACAACUCCACCCCGAUCCAUGCGCUGAGUAACUGCCUGGACGACUUGUCCAUUGAGUUUGACGAGUUAGCGCACAUCUUCCGCAAACUCACGGGCAACACGAAGGACCAAGGUGGCUUCAGUUAAACCAGCUAAUAUCAACAACCCAUUCCUUCUAUA